Molecule: messenger RNA, 11453 nt
Organism: Puntigrus tetrazona (Sumatra barb)
Lineage: Eukaryota; Metazoa; Chordata; Actinopteri; Cypriniformes; Cyprinidae
Biological process (GO): carbohydrate metabolic process
Molecular function (GO): beta-glucosidase activity
Source: RefSeq, a predicted model, not a curated record
AUGAUGAAGGUCCUAGAGGGAUUUUUUUGUCUAGUUUUGUUGGCUGUUUUUUGGAGCUCCACUAAUGCAGAGCAACAGGACUUCAUGUUACUAGCUGGCCCUCUGAAAACCAGCCAGACUUCACCACCACAUGAAGACAAUGCAUUUAACUGUGGAGGUCCACUGCCUCAACAAUCCAGAUCCUACUUUCAGUUCCUUCAGAGCAAAGGGGUGACCCACUUUAAAGUCCCCCUCUCCUGGUCACGCAUCCUUCCCUCAGGUGAUCCCAACCAGCCACAUGAAGACACUGUGAAGUGCUACAAGAUACUCGUGCAGCAGCUGACUGAAUCAGGCAUCAAACCUCUGCUGGUUCUCCAUCGUUCUGCUGUACCAGAAGUCUUCAGAGCCAGAUUUGGAGGCUGGGAAAAUCCAUUACUGGUGCAGAUGUUUGAGCAGUAUGCAGGAUUUGUGUUCACUACAUUUAGGGACCUUGUGGACACGUUCAUUACCUUCAGUCACCUGCACGAGCUACAUGAAGUGCAACUUCAAAAUGCUGUUCAGUCCCAUGCAAAUGUUUACAGUGUCUAUCAUCAAAUGUUCAAAGCACUUCAAUUUUCUGUUGGUAUCAGACCCAGGGAUAUUAACUCUAUUCAUGAAAUGGAAUCAAAAAUCUUGGCAUAUGUGGAUUUCAUCUCUCUGCACAUGCAGUACAACUGCAAGUUGGAGAAACCUCUUACAGAGGAAUUGAGGAAGCUACAAAUUGGCAAUGGUCAAAAGCCCAUCCUGAUGUAUCAGCUGACAAUCGAAGACUGUGAUGGAUAUGAAAGUACUUUCCAGCCACUUCACACAAUUCUCAGAGUUUUACAGAACAAAGAUCUUCACGUCGUGGGUUGUGAUAUCACACACCUUUUUGAGAAGCUAGAUCAGGAAGAAACCGAAAAGAAAAGUUUGCAGAUGCAAAAUACUAAGGAAGUCUCACAUCAGAAAUCAGCUUCUGCAUUCUCAUACCAAAAGGUCUGGGAGAAAUUUAGAAGUCAAACUGAAGCAGAGCGUGAUCAGUUCUUAAGUGGCUCCUUCCCAGUUAAUUUUGACUGGUCUGUCUCCAGUGAGAGUUUUAAAGUGGAAGGUGGAUGGGCUGAACAUGGGAAGGGUGAGACCAUUUGGGACCGAUUUAGCCAUGAAGGUCAUGUCUUUGAAAAACAGACCACUGAUUUGGCCUGUGAUAGUUAUCACAAGGUGGACUAUGAUGUGUAUCUGCUUAGGGGCAUGAAGGCACCUAAUUAUCAGUUCUCAAUUUCAUGGGCUCGUAUUUUCUCUACUGGACGCAAAGAAAGUUUGCUUGAAAAAGGUGUUGCCUAUUAUGACAAGAUGAUUGAUACACUGCUACAAUCUGGCAUUGAGCCCACUGUUACCCUGCAUCACUGGGACCUUCCUCAAGCUCUGCAGGACUUAGGCGGCUGGGAAAAUGACUCUGUUGUGGACGCUUUCAAAGAAUUUUCUGACUUCUGCUUCUCUCAUUAUGGAGACAGAGUCAAAACAUGGAUCACCUUCGGCAGCCCGUGGGUAGUGAGCAACUUGGGGUAUGGAACAGGGGAACAUCCCCCGAGAGUGAAAGACCCAAUAAUCGCAUCUUACAAGGUGACACACAAUAUUGUAAAAUCUCAUGCUGAAGCCUGGCAUAUUUAUAAUGAUAAUUACAGAAAACUGCAGGGUGGAAAAGUGGGCAUUGCUCUUAAUUCCGAUUGGGCAGAGCCAAAUAAUCCCUCAAGUGAUCAGGAUGUAGCAGCAGCUGAGCGUUAUCUAAACUUCAUGCUAGGCUGGUUUGCUCAUCCCAUAUUUGUAGAUGGAGACUAUUCAACCGUGUUAAAGGAACAAAUUGAGGAAAAGAAAGCUUCAUGUGGUAAAGAGCUGGCCAGACUCCCUGUUUUCACUGAGGCUGAGAAACAAAGAAUUCGAGGCACAGCUGAUUUCUUUGGACUAAACCACUAUACUUCCCGAAUGAUUAGUGAGAGCUUGAAUAGUUGUGAUGCUGGACAGAAUAAUGUCGGGAACUUCCAGACUCAUAUUGACCCUACAUGGCCUCCCACAGUGUCUGAUCAGAUCCAGUCUGUUCCGUGGGGUCUUCGGAGAUUAUUGAACUACAUCUCUUUAGAGUACACAUCCAUCACAAAGGUGCCCAUCUACAUCACAGGAAAUGGAAUGCCAACUGAAUACAACGGUGAUGUGUUCAAGGACAAUAAGCGUGUUGACUAUCUCAAAGCCUACAUUAAUGAGGCAAUGAAAGCUGUUCUUUUGGAUGGAAUUGAUGUCCAGAGGUUUACAGUCCAGUCUCUAAUGGAUGGAUUUGAGGGUCCUCAAGGCUACAGUCAAAGAUUUGGGUUGCACUAUGUUUACUUUGAAGGUCCAGACAGACCAAGAACCCCUAAAGCAUCGGCAUAUUACUACUCAGAAGUGAUUGAGAGAAAUGGAUUUGCUGAAACUGAGUCAAAGGCUAAGAUGGAAAUACAGAAAAAUAAAAUUGGGAUCACAAGACUCCCUAGUCUGCCACCGUCUGAAAUUCCUUCAAAAUCCAAGGUUGUUUGGGAAAAGUUCUCCCCUCAGACCAAGUUUGAGAGACAGCUUUAUCACUACGGAACAUUUCCAGAAGGAUUCCUUUGGGGUGUCUCGUCUUCAGCAUAUCAGGUAGAAGGUGGCUGGAAUGCAGAUGGAAAAGGGCCAAGUGUUUGGGAUACUUUCGCACAAAAACCUGGUAGUAUCCCAAACAAUGACAAUGGUGAUGUUGCAUGUGAUAGUUAUAAUAAAAUAGAUGCAGAUCUAUACAUGCUGAGAGCCCUAAAAGUGAAAACUUACCGAUUCUCCUUGUCAUGGUCUCGAAUUUUUCCCAGCGGCUAUAAAUCUUCUCUUAACCAGAGGGGGGUGGACUAUUACAACAGGCUCAUAAAUGGUCUCAUAGCAAACAAUAUCACACCCAUGGUGACUCUCUACCACUGGGACCUGCCACAGGCUUUGCAGGACAUCAAUGGUUGGGACAACCCUGAAAUGGCUAAUAUAUUCAAUGAGUAUUGUGACUUCUGCUAUGCAACAUUUGGAGACAGGGUGAAGUUUUGGAUCACAUUUAAUGAACCCCAGACAAUUGCAUGGUCAGGAUAUGGACUGGGUCAGAUUCCGCCUAACAUGAAGCAACCUGGAGAUGCUCCAUACAGGGUUGCACACAACCUCCUGAAAGCUCAUGCACAAGCAUAUCACACUUAUGAUGAGAAGUACAGAGCAUCUCAAGGAGGUCUGGUAUCCAUUAGUCUGAACGCCGAAUGGGCAGAACCCCUAGACAUCAAUGUUCCUCGAGAGGUGGUGGCUGCUGAUCGAGCUCUUCAGUUCCAGCUUGGCUGGUUUGCACACCCCAUCUUUAAAAAUGGUGAUUAUCCUGAUGCUAUGAAGUGGCAGGUUGGGAACAAGAGUGAACUUCAAGGCUUAACAGAAUCCAGGUUGCCUUCUUUUACUGAUGAAGACAAAGCCUUUAUCCAAGGAACAGCUGAUGUAUUCUGCAUUAAUACAUACACUACCAAAGUUGUGCGUCAUGUGACCAGCAGACUCAAUAUAGAGUCUUAUGAAACUGACCAGGAUGUUGAAAAAGACAAUGCAGAUGGCUCUAUAAAUACAGCUGUUAAUGAGCAGAUGGCUGUUGCUUGGGGUAUCAGGAGACUUCUUAACUGGUUAAAGGAAGAGUAUGGAGACCUUGAGAUUUAUAUCACGGAAAAUGGUGUGGCUACAGGCAUUGACAUAACAGUUGAUGACACUGAUCGAAUAUUCUUCCUGAAGACCUAUGUUGAUGAAGCUCUUAAAGCGCACAAUCUGGAUGGAGUACGUGUCAAAGGUUACAUUGCUUCCUCUCUAAUGGACUCCUUUGAGUGGCUGAAAGGCUACACUGUUGGCUAUGGGCUUCACUACGUGAACUUUCAACUUUCAAGUCGGCCAAGAAGUCCAAAACGCUCCGCUCAUCUCUACUUUGACAUAAUUAAAAAUAAUGGCUUUCCAAUGACGGAGGAGGAAGAAAUGUUAUAUGGACAUUUCCCAGAGGGAUUUAUGUGGAGCACAGCAAGCGCUUCAUAUCAGAUAGAGGGCGCCUGGAGAGCUGAUGGAAAAGGUCUCAGCAUUUGGGACAAAUUUGCUCAUACUCCGGAAAAGAUAGAGCAGGAUGACAAUGGUGAUAUCGCCUGUGACAGCUACAACAAGAUCGCUGAGGAUAUCAAUAGUCUCAAAACACUGAGGGUCAGACACUACCGGUUUUCUAUUUCAUGGCCCAGAAUUAUGCCAGAUGGAACAAACAGUAAAAUUAAUGAAGCUGGACUCAACUACUAUCAUAGGCUAGUAGACGCUCUUUUGGAAGCCAAUAUCACUCCACAGGUGACUUUGUAUCACUGGGAUCUUCCACAAGCGCUCCAGGACGUUGGUGGCUGGGAGAGUGAGACCAUUGUUGAGAGGUUCAGAGACUACGCUGAUGUUGUAUUCAACAGUCUGGGAGACAAAGUGAAAUUCUGGAUCACUAUAAAUGAACCCUUCAUUGUUGCACUGCAUGGAUACGGACAUGGAAUUUUUGCACCGGGUAUAAAUGCUAAUCCCGGCACUGCACCAUAUAUUGCGGGACAUAACCUUCUGAAGGCUCAUGCUGAGGCCUGGCAUUUAUAUAAUGACAAGUAUCGUGCAAAACAAGGUGGCGUCAUUGGCAUCACAAUAAACUCUGACUGGGCUGAACCAAGAAACCCAUACAAACAAGAAGAUGUGGAUGCUGCCAUGCGCGUAGUUCAGUUCAUGUUGGGUUGGUUUGCUCAUCCCGUGUUCAAUGGAGAUUACAGCGAUUUAAUGAAGAACACUAUUCGAGAGAGAAGUUUAGCAGCUGGUCGACCACAAUCAAGGCUUCCAGAAUUUUCCCCUGCAGAAGUAGCGAGGAUAAAGGGAACUCAUGAUUAUUUUGGAUUGAACCACUACACCACUGUCUUAGCUUUUUACGUUGACUUUCAGAACCAAGAGCAUUAUGAUGCAGACAGGGGUGCAGCAGUUAUAAGCGAUCGUACGUGGCUGGAAUCUGGAUCCGACUGGUUGAAAGUUAAUCCCAUGGGAUUCAGAAGGAUUCUGAAAUUCAUUAAAGAUGAAUAUGGAAACCCUCCUGUUUUCGUUACAGAGAAUGGAGUAUCAGAACGAGGUCCAGUAGAUCUAAAUGACGUCCUCCGAAUCCACUACUAUGAAAACUAUAUCAAUAAUGCCCUGAAAGCGUAUUUGCUGGAUGGAGUAGACAUCCGUGGCUACGCUGCCUGGUCACUAAUGGACAAUCUGGAAUGGACGAUGGGUUAUCAAGAAAGAUUUGGCCUUUUCUAUGUAAAUCGGUCAGAUCCUUCUUUAUCACGUAUUCCUAAGAAAUCUGUCUGGCACUAUGCUACAAUAACCAGCUGCAAUGGCUUCAUAAGUCCAGGAGAAAGUCCACAUGACUGUCAGAUCCAUGAACCUGAAGGUACUACUCCUCCAUCUCCUCCUGGUGAGGAACAUUUGGUUAGUUUCUUAGGUUUGGAAGUGUCAGGUUCUGAUGCUACACUGGGUCUUAAUGUCCUCUUCAGUCUCACCGUUAUUGCAGCAGUCGCUGUUGCCAUCAUGGCAUAUGGACUUCUCAAGGCAUCUAAGAAAAAAAAACGUCCUGUAGAGGAGUGCAUUGACCUUGAGAACAAAUGCAAAUUCUGUUUGUUGGCUGUUUUUUGGAGCUCCACUAAUGCAGAGCAACAGGACUUCAUGUUACUAGCUGGCCCUCUGAAAACCAGCCAGACUUCACCACCACAUGAAGACAAUGCAUUUAACUGUGGAGGUCCACUGCCUCAACAAUCCAGAUCCUACUUUCAGUUCCUUCAGAGCAAAGGGGUGACCCACUUUAAAGUCCCCCUCUCCUGGUCACGCAUCCUUCCCUCAGGUGAUCCCAACCAGCCACAUGAAGACACUGUGAAGUGCUACAAGAUACUCGUGCAGCAGCUGACUGAAUCAGGCAUCAAACCUCUGCUGGUUCUCCAUCGUUCUGCUGUACCAGAAGACUUCAGAGCCAGAUUUGGAGGUUGGGAAAAUCCAUUACUGGUGCAGAUGUUUGAGCAGUAUGCAGGAUUUGUCUUCACUACAUUUAGGGACCUUGUGGACACGUUCAUUACCUUCAGUCACCUGCACGAGCUACAUGAACACUUUUUGUCUGUUGGGAUCAGAGCCAGUGAUAUUAACUCCAUUUAUCAAAUAGGUACUAAAAUCAUGGCAUAUGUGGAUUUCAUCUCUCUGCACAUGCAGUACAAUUGCAAAUUGAAGACACCUCUUACAGAGGAAUUGAGGAAGUUACAGGUUGGCAGUGGCCAAAAGCCCAUCCUUAUGUAUCAGCUGACAGUCGAAGACUGUGAUGGAAAUGAAGAUCAUUUUCAACCACUUCAUGCAGUUUUUGAAGUUUUACAGAACAAAGAUCUUCACAUCAUGGGCUGUGACAUCACACAUCUAUUUGAGAAGCUAAAUCAGGAAGAAACCGAAAAGAAAAGUUUGCAGAUGCAAAAUACUAAGGAAGUCUCACAUCAGAAAUCAGCUUCUGCAUUCUCAUACCAAAAGGUCUGGGAGAAAUUUAGAAGUCAAACUGAAGCCGAGCGUGAUCAGUUUUUAAGUGGCUCCUUCCCAGUUAAUUUUGACUGGUCUGUCUCCAGUGAGAGUUUCAAAGUGGAAGGUGGAUGGGCUGAACAUGGGAAGGGUGAGACCAUUUGGGACCGAUUUAGCCAUGAAGGCCAUGUCUUUGAAAACCAGACCACUGAUUUGGCCUGUGAUAGUUAUCACAAGGUGGACUAUGAUGUGUAUCUGCUUAGGGGCAUGAAGGCACCUAAUUAUCAGUUCUCAAUUUCAUGGGCUCGUAUUUUCUCCACCGGACGCAAAGAAAGUUUGCUUGAAAAAGGUGUUGCCUAUUAUGACAAGAUGAUUGAUACACUGCUACAAUCCGGCAUUGAGCCCACUGUUACCCUGCAUCACUGGGACCUUCCUCAAGCUCUGCAGGACUUAGGCGGCUGGGAAAAUGACUCUGUUGUGGACGCUUUCAAAGAAUUUUCUGACUUCUGCUUCUCUCAUUAUGGAGACAGAGUCAAAACAUGGAUCACCUUCGGCAGCCCGUGGGUAGUGAGCAACUUGGGGUAUGGAACAGGGGAACAUCCCCCGAGAGUGAAAGACCCAAUAAUCGCAUCUUACAAGGUGACACACAAUAUUCUAAAAUCACAUGCUGAAGCCUGGCAUAUUUAUAAUGAUAAUUACAGAAAACUGCAGGGUGGAAAAGUGGGCAUUGCUCUUAAUUCCGAUUGGGCAGAGCCAAGUAAUCCCUCAAGUGAUCAAGAUGUAGCAGCAGCUGAGCGUUAUCUAAACUUCAUGCUAGGCUGGUUUGCUCAUCCCAUAUUUGUAGAUGGAGACUAUUCAACCGUGUUAAAGGAACAAAUUGAGGAAAAGAAAGCUUCAUGUGGUAAAGAGCUAGCCAGACUGCCUGUUUUCACUGAGGCUGAGAAACAAAGAAUUCGAGGCACAGCUGAUUUCUUUGGACUAAACCACUAUACUUCCCGAAUGAUUAGUGAGAGCUUGAAUAGUUGUGAUGCUGGACAGAAUAAUGUCGGGGACUUCCAGACUCAUAUUGAUCCUACAUGGCCCCCUACAGUGUCUGAUCAGAUCCAGUCUGUUCCGUGGGGUCUUCGGAGAUUAUUGAACUACAUCUCUUUAGAGUACACAUCCAUCACAAAGGUGCCCAUCUACAUCACAGGAAAUGGAAUGCCAACUGAAUACAAUGGUGAUGUGUUCAAUGACAAUAAUCGUGUUGACUAUCUCAAAACCUACAUUAAUGAGGCAAUGAAAGCUGUACUUUUGGAUGGAAUUGAUGUUCAGAGGUUUACAGUCCAGGCUCUAAUGGAUGGAUUUGAGGGUCCUCAAGGCUACAGUCAACGAUUUGGGUUGCACCAUGUGGACUUUGAAGAUCCUGACAGACCAAGAACCCCAACAUCAGCAUAUUACUACUCAGAAGUGAUUGAGAGAAAUGGAUUUGCAGAGACUACGACAAAGGCUAAGAUGCAGAUGUAUGGAAAUGAAAUUGGAAUCACAAGACUUCCUAGACUGCUGCCAUCUGAAGUUCCUUCAAAAUCCAAGGUUGUUUGGGAAAAGUUCUCCCCUCAGACCAAGUUUGAGAGACAGCUUUAUCACUACGGAACAUUUCCAGAAGGAUUCCUUUGGGGUGUCUCGUCUUCAGCAUAUCAGGUAGAAGGUGGCUGGAAUGCAGAUGGAAAAGGGCCAAGUGUUUGGGAUACUUUCGCUCAAAAACCUGGUAGUAUCCCAAACAAUGACAAUGGUGAUGUUGCAUGUGAUAGUUAUAACAAAAUAGAUGCAGAUCUACACAUGCUGAGCCUAAAAGUGAAAACUUACCGAUUCUCCUUGUCAUGGUCUCGAAUUUUUCCCAGCGGCUAUAAAUCUUCUCUUAACCAGAGGGGGGUGGACUAUUACAACAGGCUCAUAAAUGGUCUCAUAGCAAACAAUAUCACACCAAUGGUGACGCUCUACCACUGGGACCUGCCACAGGCUUUGCAGGACAUCAAUGGUUGGGACAACCCUGAAAUGAUUAAUAUAUUCAAUGAGUAUUGUGACUUCUGCUAUGCAACAUUUGGAGACAGGGUGAAGUUUUGGAUCACAUUUAAUGAACCCCAGACAAUUGCAUGGUCAGGAUAUGGACUGGGGCAGAUUCCGCCUAACAUGAAGCAACCUGGAGAUGCUCCAUACAGGGUUGCACACAACCUCCUGAAAGCUCAUGCACAAGCAUAUCACACUUAUGAUGAGAAGUACAGGGCAUCUCAAGGAGGUCUGGUAUCCAUUAGUCUGAAUGCCGAAUGGGCAGAACCCCAAGACAUCAAUGUUCCUCGAGAGGUGGUGGCUGCUGAUCGAGCUCUUCAGUUCCAGCUUGGCUGGUUUGCACACCCCAUCUUUAAAAAUGGUGAUUAUCCUGAUGCUAUGAAGUGGCAGGUUGGGAACAAGAGUGAACUUCAAGGCUUAACCGAAUCCAGGUUACCUUCUUUUACUGAUGAAGACAAAGCCUUUAUCCAAGGAACAGCUGAUGUAUUCUGCAUUAAUACAUACACUACCAAAGUUGUGCGUCAUGUGACCAGCAGACUCAAUAUAGAGUCUUAUGAAACUGAUCAGGAUGUUGAAAAAGACAAUGCAGAUGGCUCUGAAAAUACAGCUGUUAAUGAGCAAAAGGCUGUAGCCUGGGGUAUCAGGAGACUUCUUAACUGGUUAAAGGAAGAGUAUGGAGACCCUGAGAUUUAUAUCACAGAAAAUGGUGUGGCUACAGGCACUGCUAUAACAGUUGAUGACACUGAUCGAAUAUUCUUCCUGAAGACCUAUGUUGAUGAAGCUCUUAAAGCGCACAAUCUGGAUGGAGUACGUGUCAAAGGUUACAUUGCUUCCUCUCUAAUGGACUCCUUUGAGUGGCUGAAAGGCUACACUGUUGGCUAUGGGCUUCACUACGUGAACUUUAAACAUUCAAGUCGUCCAAGAACUCCAAAGCGCUCUGCUCACCUCUACUUUGACAUAAUGAGAAAUAAUGGCUUUCCACUGCCAACCGAAGAAGAAAUGUUAUAUGGACAUUUCCCAGAGGGAUUUAUAUGGAGCACAGCAACUGCUGCCUAUCAGAUAGAGGGCGCCUGGAGAGCCGAUGGAAAAGGUCUCAGCAUUUGGGACAAAUUUGCUCAUACUGCUUUAAAGAUAUCGCUGGAUGAAAAUGGUGAUAUCGCCUGUGACAGCUACAACAAGAUCGCUGAGGAUAUCAAUAGUCUCAAAACACUCAGGGUCAACCACUAUCGAUUUUCUAUUUCAUGGCCAAGAAUUAUGCCAGAUGGAACAAACAGUAAAAUUAAUGAAGCUGGACUCAACUACUAUCAUAGGCUAGUAGAUGCUCUUUUGGCAGCCAAUAUCAAACCACAGGCGACUUUGUAUCACUGGGAUCUUCCACAAGCACUCCAGGAUGUUGGUGGUUGGGAGAAUGACACCAUUGUUGAGAGAUUCAGAGACUAUGCUGAUGUUGUAUUCAACAGUCUGGGAGACAAAGUAAAGUUCUGGAUCACUAUAAAUGAACCCUACAAUGUUGCAAUGGUGGGACAUGGCUAUGGAAGUGCAGCACCAGGUAUAAGUUUCAGACCAGGCACUGCACCAUAUAUUGUGGCACACAAUCUAAUCAAGGCUCAUGCUGAGGCCUGGCAUGUAUAUAAUGACAAGUAUCGUGCAAAACACGGUGGCAUAGUUGGCAUCACUAUAAACUCUGACUGGGCUGAACCAAGAAAUCCAUACAAACAAGAAGACGUGGAUGCUGCCAUUCGUGUAGUCCAGUUCCAGAUUGGUUGGUUUGCUCAUCCCGUGUUCAAUGGAGAUUACAGUGAUUUAAUGAAGGACAUUAUUCGAGAUAGAAGUUUAGCAGCUGGCCGACCAAAAUCAAGGCUUCCAGAAUUUACCCCUGCAGAAGUAGCGAGGAUAAAGGGAACACAUGAUUAUUUUGGAUUCAACCACUACACCACUGUCUUAGCCUAUAACCUGGACUACAAGAACCUUGAGCAUUAUGAUGCAGACAGGGGGGCAGGAACAGUUACGGAUCGUACAUGGCUGGAUUCUGGCUCCUUCUGGUUGAAAGUAACUCCUGUGGGAUUCAGAAAAAUUCUAAAUUUCAUCAAGGAGGAAUAUGGAGACCCUCCUAUUUACAUUACAGAGAACGGAGUAUCAGAACGAGGGUCAAUGAAUCUGAAUGAUGUUCACCGAAGCCACUACUAUGAUAACUAUAUCAAUCAGGCCCUGAAAGCGUAUUUGCUGGAUGGAGUAGACAUCCGUGGCUACGCUGCCUGGACACUAAUGGACAAUCUGGAAUGGGCGACGGGUUUUGAUGAAAAAUUCGGCUUUUUCUAUGUAAAUCGAUCAGAUGCUUCAUUACCACGUAUUCCCAAGAAAUCUGUCUGGCACUACGCUACGAUAAUCAACUGCAAUGGCUUCAUAAGUCCAGGAGAAAGUCCACAUGACUGUCAGAUCCAUGAACCUGAUGUUGACAUCCCAGGUACUACUCCUCCAUCUCCUCCUGGUGAGGAACCUUUGGUUAGUUUCUUAGGUUUGGAAGUGUCAGGUCCUGAUGCUACACUGGCUCUAAAUGUCCUCUUCAGUCUCACCGUUAUUGCAGCAGUUGCUGUUGCCCUCUUGGUGUAUGGACUUGUCAAGACAUCUAAGAAAAAAAAACGUCCUGUAGAGGAGUACAUUGACCUUGAGAAGAAGGAUAAGUUCUGAACAUAACACCUGCUUUUCCAAUACAUUAUAUAUCUGUCACAUGUAUAUGAAUUCACUGACAGUCUAUUUAAAUGCAUACAGUAGAUUGUUCAGUUAUGUGUUUUUUAAUGCUUUGCAUCUAUUUAUGUAGAUGCUGAUUU